AUGUUCACCCAUCUUCCUGUUCUAUUUGUGUGGUUUCUAUAUGUCGCAGAGGCUUUCCAACACAACGCUCAAAGUCACACCUUUGGUCAUUUCAGUAACUCGUCAAGCCCGGCCCCGCACCCGACCUGUCUGGAUGGAUUAGGCUUCUGUAGCUCGUCAGAGGGGUUCACUAGCCAGAACAUCACCCAAAUAUCUCAACCUCCAGUCAUUGUCAAGAAAGAGAAAAAGACGAAAGAAGGCGGCGGAGACGACAACGAUUUUAUCUUAAUCCCAUUCAUAUGUCUCGGGUGCUUUCCUGGAGGAUUUCCUCCCAAUAUCAGCAUAGAGUUCAAGCUGCCUGAGUUCUGUAUCAAGAUUUUGUGGUUCGAGAUCGGGAAUUGCCCUAGUGACGAUGGCAAGAAAGGGGGAGAAGACGGCGGCGGAGACAAAGGGGGAGACGACAGCAACGACGAUGACGACGAUGACGACGAUGAUGAUGAUGAAGAAGACAAAUCAUCCUCAGAAUCAUCAGCGUCGUCUUCAACAUCGAGCUCUUCUUGCACAGACACCGUCACUGCGACCCACCGGACAGUGUAUUGCUCUGUGACCCAAGACAUUCGUGGAGGCGAGAACGCAAAGGCCACUGCCGUUACUACGUGUCUCAGCAGUAUCCAGACCGAGGUUACGGGCUGCGGCGUGCUCAACUCGGUCACCACAGUAACCACGACAAGGACUGGCAGCGAAAAGCCAUACCCGACAUGCGGCCCAGAUGUUUGUGGUGACAAUUGUCCGGCGCCAAGUGCGACAUCUACCAGCAACCCAACCUCCACUAGCCAACCACCUCUACCGCUCCUGAAACGAGGGGAUCCUGCCAAUGGCGAAUGGCGUGGCCCUGAGGACUACGAACUUGGUUACGACGAGUUUAUGCCAGAGCAGAUCAGGGAAGCUCGCAACGCCGCGACGGACCCUAACCCAGGCCCUGGCGGCUACAAACCUAAGCUUUUGAGAGUUCCGCCCUCCCAUAUGGACCCAGUCCACAAUUUCAAAGUCUCAACUCAAUGGGUAUCUUUCAAAGACAAUGUGGAGACAUUAGCCAUUGAGGGACUUUGGGGCUGUACGGCAGUGGUUGUUGUCUCUAACAGAGGUGCUUGGGUAAGCUACUUUUCGGAGGCUUUAAUGGGAAGAAAUAACCUGAAUGAUUUCAGGUCCGCGCUCGCUGACCAUCGUCUCGGGUCUGGUGAGGGUGAUCCAAUGCGAGAGUGGAAUGAGUACGGUAUCGAAAACCUUAUGAACGACCCAGGGGCCGGAGACCAUGGGGUGAUUUUCGGCGACGAGAACAAUGAUGACGAAAACAUUGCGAGCCUCAACAUACAGGCCUUCAUCAUCACGCCACGCCCGAGAUAUAGCUACUACAACGACGACGGUACUCCACGGACAGAUCGCUUUCUUCAGAAUCCCAAUCACUUCAAUAUGCAGGUAUUAUACCCGCUCCACGUCGACUGGAUCAGACAAGACUUGAACAGUGUGUUCCAGAACAGGCUUACACAUUGGGUUACAACUCUUGACUAUCCUACACCGAUGCUUCUCUGGUCAGAUUGGAAGGGAUAUCAGCAGAAUCACUUGACACUUCAGGAUACAGUCAACAUACUGAAGGAUGUUAACUGUGAAAAGGCCCGCGGAAAAACGAUUGUUCAGUACAAACCAGCAGAGUCAUGUAAUGGAAGGGCUGAAUGGCGUAUCUUCUCAGAUACCAUGAGGCAACAGGGUGAAUCCCAGUGGGUUCCGGAAGAUGGUCAGGUAUGGAGAGGUGGAAGGGCUGCUGACGAAAUGGAUUUGGAUCCCGACCAACCGGGCCUUGCCCGCAGAAAGGUCUGCCCACGUCCGAGCCAGACUACCUCCUCAUGUUCCGUCACUGUCACUGCCACGCAUCAGACAGUGUUUUGUUCCGUAUCUAAAGCCGUGGCUGUUGGAAAUGCCACCCAAACAACAGCUACGACAACAUGCUUGAGCAGCGCAUACACUACCGUCAUAGGUUGUAGCGUCGCCAACUCAGUAGUCACAACCACGGUCGCAACCACGCAGACCUCCAGCGCAAGGGCUCUACCUACAUGCGAGCCAGAUUCCUGCGGUAGUUGCCAGCCGUUGCACUUGAUACCACCACAAGAGCCGCCACAAGAGUCUUCCGAUGAACCCAUGCAGCAAAGUGUUCCUCGGCCGGUUGCGAAGCGUGGGGAUACAGCCUACGGGUUCUGGCAAGACAUUCACGAUUCUCACAGUGGCUAUCGCCAAUGGAUGCCAGCGCAAAUCCGACAAGCACGCUUGGCGUCGCAAAAUCCCUUCCCAGCAGAACCAGGAGCAUUCAGGCCCACACUUCUUAAGGCAAUGCCUGAAGGAUUUGACUUGCCAGUAUCCACGAAAUUUGUGCUUUUCAAAGACAAGCCCGAGACUCUCGCCAUCGAAGGACUCUGGGGCUGCACAGUCGUUCUUGUGGUAUCCAAUCGAGGUGCCUGGGCUGCUUACUUUUGGGAAAGGACGAUGUACGAUGAACAAGAAAUGACACAAGCUCUAGACCAGUGGCGACAUGGUACUGGAGAAGACGAAGAAAUGUUUCAGUACAACGAACGUGGCCUCGACCAGCUGACCGAUUAUGAGCGGGAUGGAGACGUGGGUGUUAUGUUUGGCAACCCUGCAGACGAAGAUGUUGACCAUUUGAACAUCAAAGCAUUCAUCUUCGCGCCCCGACGCAAGCCGGUAUAUCGAAAUCCCGACGGCUCGUCAACAAGUGGUCUCAACAAUGAACACUUCGCAGCGGGCGCUGUAGACCCCGACUUUGAGGAUAGCGUGGAACUCAUUAUCAGAGACCUUCAAAGGAAGUUUAACGGCGAAAUCGAGAUUGAUAUCGUCGACUAUCCCAGACCAACGCUUACACUCGCGGACUACGAUUGGUGGAUGGGUCUUCCUGAUGAUGUGGCAAUGUCCGAUCGGUUUCUUGUUCCUGUCAUCAAGACCCUAAUGGACGAUGUCUGUAGGGUUCAUCGAGGCAAGGUGAUUCUCCAAUAUCAACCCUCGAGAUCCGCCUGCCAAGGUCUUACAGCGAAGUGGAGAGUAUUUGCGGAUGUCUAUGGACAGGUUUCGACGGGGGAAUGGCUGCCAGAAGAGGGUCAACGCUGGCAAGGCGCAGACCCGCCAGCUGAGGGGGGAGCGGCUCAAAAGAGACAAAAGUGUACAAGGGAGAUCUGUGACACCUUUUCCGUCAAGUUCACGGUUGUCGCCGAACGGUACUUGGUCAUUUACUUUGCCAGCCAACACGUCAAUCCCGAUGACAAGACUGCUCUCAACAAGCUUCAGCUCACUUUCAACGAUAAAAUCGAACACAACGUCAACACCGCGUUCCAGCACACUCUCGAUCAGCAGCACUCUGUUUUCUUCGAUCAAAUCAAAUGCGACAUCUACAACACGGUCCAGUACACCCCCGAUGAAUAG
Messenger RNA from Colletotrichum aenigma, 3462 nucleotides. RefSeq lists its product as uncharacterized. The coding region runs from base 1 to 3462 and encodes 1153 amino acids. The transcript has 6 exons. The record is from RefSeq and is a predicted model, not a curated record. Lineage: Eukaryota; Fungi; Ascomycota; Sordariomycetes; Glomerellales; Glomerellaceae.